This is a messenger RNA of Ruditapes philippinarum (Manila clam), 1790 nucleotides long. RefSeq lists its product as uncharacterized. The transcript is spliced from 3 exons. NCBI's taxonomy places the organism in Eukaryota, Metazoa, Mollusca, Bivalvia, Venerida, Veneridae. The record is from RefSeq and is a predicted model, not a curated record. The coding region runs from base 319 to 834 and encodes 171 amino acids.
AAUAACGAAUUUCAUCAUCGUCUAAGCCAAAUGAUAACUGUUAGCACCUGUUGCAAGCGACAUCUAUGGCACAAAACGAUAUUGCCUAUUGAUAUAUUAUCACAAUGACAAAAAUAUCAAAUUUUUACAUUCAUUUCUUAAUUUUUUUGUUGCUUCUCUAUAUUUUGUUUAUUUUUAUGUUGUUAUUCAUAUUGAAAAGAAUGUGCCAAACAUUGGAAGAUAAAUUUAAGAUCAUGUUGUUUUACAGUUUACUGCAACUUCUUGUGCAAUCUAUGACAUUUCUUGGAUGUUAUUUAUGUGUUUGCAGUAGUUACAGAAAUGAUGUUAGAAUUACAAAGUUACACGCAACCAGAAACACAAGUUAACGAUGUACUUCAAUCUUCAUCGUCAUGGUCAGAAGCUGAUUGGAGAGCUUCGUCUUCCGCGACAAGAGAGCCAUGGACAUUGUUGUAUUUCAAGUCAGACAAUAACACUGUUGAUGUCUACAAGAAUAAAAUCGGAUCAUUUGUAUUUCUUUGGCCCAUACCUGUGACGUUUGCUCUGGUUGCAUUGCUGUAUUGCUCGAUACGACUUUGCUUAAAGCCCUUUAAACUGCCGCGUGCAACGAAACCAAAGAAAAAGCUAUCGAUAGAACUUCUCGACAACCCCUACCAAAAUGCACCAAAUCUAAACCAUCAAGGAUCGGAUGAUUCUGAAUUCAUUUUUUGCGAUAUCUCACCAGAAGACCCGUGGUCACCUCCGUAUCACAAUGAUUCAACAGUAAUAGAUCAAUCAUUUUAUGGUGACAAGCAGCAUAUUAUCAUUAUUCUAAAUGAACUGAAUUCGAAUCAUUGAAGGUAUAAAGGAAACUUGGUAUAAAAAUCUGAAUAGUGUGAUCCCUUGGAAGCAUUAAUCACAACAAAUUCACAUGAAAAUUGCAGACUCAUUUUGAUUGCAGCUGUACAUUAGGGAACAAUUGUUUCUUUAAACAUACCUAAACAAAUAUUUUCAAAAGACGUCUUUAAAGAUAAGUAAAUUGUCCAGGAUUUAUUAUUGAAACAGAAAUAGCAUGGUGACAGUAAAUAUUCAGGAUUUAAAAUGAUUGAUAAGGACAAGCAAGUGAUAAUAAGACAUAUUGGCCAAUUGUAAAAUAAUUUUGAAUGUUUUCAAACUUUAUAAAAUAAUGUUUUUAAAUACAAUAGUCAAUGAAAAAAUUGCCCUUUUCAUUUCAUGUCAGUACAAACAUGAAAUUAUUUGCAUUUUCCGCUUUCAUUGCAACGAUGGUAAAUAAUGCCAGCCGAGUGAGAAGUGUCGCAGUAUCACUUCAAUUGACGCUUCGACCUUGCAGAUUUUAUAUUAAAUAUGAUAUUGCUUAAAUAAGAGUCAAUAACUUUUUAUUAGUUCUGGUCUAGUGUAUAAACAAGAGAAAUUUUGAUUUAUUAGAGAACGCUUAAAACGCCAUAAUUGAAAAAUGUACAGGUCCAGUUUGAUAAGGUCUGUUCAUGUAGAGUGAUAGUGUGCUGGCCAACCCCCAAACACCGGCUUCGUAAGAUAGAGAAGUCUUUAAAUGUGAAAAACGUGCAGGUGUGUUUAUCAGCGGUUAUUAUAGAACGGUCAAGAAUGAGUGUGUCCUUGUAGAACCGACAAUGUGACAUGUUUUUGUUUCAUUUUAUAAAAAACAACGUUUGGUCCUGAAGUUAAAUAAUAAGUGUGUUGUGAACGAGAACGCAAUAACCGAAAAAAGUUUGGAAGGUGAUAUGAGGUUAUCCAAACUAAAACUUAAAACAAUUGUUUACUAUAAAACCCCAAAG